AUGACACACCCCGCAGUACAUUCAGAAAACAUCACUACUCUUAUUUUUCUUCAUACCCCGAGCAGAGAUCAUGAAGGAAGAUAUACCCUUAGCUUUACCACCGAAAGCUUUGCGUCACACUCAGAAACAAGCAUAUAUAUGAUUAUUCAUUUCGACAGCAACACUACAGGAAUCAUUAAGGGUUAUAUCACUGGAAAAAGUCAAAACUUGAUAGACCACAUCGAAAAUAUCGCUGGAACGGGCCAUAGUCCGUCAAGUUCUGUCAAAAAUACGAGUCACCUUAACGGAAGAAGUUUAAACGAAAACACACGCUUUAACGCUGAAAACUUACAGUCACAUAAAUGUUACAUGAUUUGCCGUAUCGAUGGUAAUAGAAGACUCACCUAUGUUCGUUUAAUUGACGAUGAAGUCUUAAAUUUUCCAAAUAUUCGGAAACUCGUUUAUAAACGCAAAUGCCCCGAUUGCAGAAAUUUAUAUAAUUUUCCAGGCCAAAUAAAAUCUCAUAGGUUAAAACAUUUAGGCAUAAGAU
Messenger RNA from Acaulospora morrowiae, 529 nucleotides. The record is from the annotation of a GenBank genome assembly. NCBI's taxonomy places the organism in Eukaryota, Fungi, Glomeromycota, Glomeromycetes, Diversisporales, Acaulosporaceae.